Messenger RNA from Cutaneotrichosporon oleaginosum, 990 nucleotides. RefSeq lists its product as uncharacterized. The record is from RefSeq and is a predicted model, not a curated record. Lineage: Eukaryota; Fungi; Basidiomycota; Tremellomycetes; Trichosporonales; Trichosporonaceae.
UCGACUUUAGACAACUGGAACAUACUGGGAGAGGCUGUGGCUCUCGACCCCCACGCUAGCCUCCUCUUGCUUUUCAUCAACUCCAGUCUCGCCUCCUCUCCCCCGCCAUCGCCCCGAUCAUUGUUCUCAACAUGGAGCCCUUCACCGAGUCCGAAAUGGCGGCCUACAUCGAAGCCAUGAACAGCGGCAACACCGAGGGUUUCUCGCGCGCCCAUUCCGUUGGUGCUGACAUCCGUCCAGUCGCCCACGAUCCCCUGCCGCCCGUGAACGCCAAGGGCGGGAGAGACGUCCCGCGCGGUUGGACAGCAAUCUACGAGGGCACCGUCACGCCACGCUGGUGCAACAGCUUCGGAAGCAUCCACGGGGCGUGCCACGCUUGGGUCGUCGACAAUCUGUGUGGCUUCACGCUUGAGGUCCUCGCAACCGGCGAGAAGUGGUGGGGCGCACCCAUGGCCGGUGGGGUCACACUCGGCAUCGAGAUGGCCUAUUAUGAGAGCACGGAGAUCGGGCGGAGUGUGCGUGCCAGCGUACGUAUCGAUCGGAUGAGCGGGACGAACGCGUUCGUGACGAUCGAUAUCGACGAGAUUGCGGAUGGGCAGGUCGUCAAGCGACUCGCGAGUGGGCGGCAGCUCCAGACUUGGCGCAAGGCAAAGUUGUAAACCGUGGGCAUGUCUUGGGUUCUUGUGCGCGACAAUCGCGAACUCUGCAGGGCGCUUGUGAGGGGAGACACAGAUGAGAAGAACUUGGGGGCACGAACCCAAGCUCACGUCAGACACUUCAGACGGCUGCAUCCUUAAAUCUACAACACUCUGCCUACCUAGGCCUACUCGCCAACGGGGCGCACUAGCAGGGGCACCACGACGCCCUCUUCGUUUGAGCGAGUGCGCAUGAUGCCCAGGGUUGUCUCGCUGUGCAACGUCGUACCAGGCACCUCUGCCAGCUCGUACGCGCGCAACAGGGUGAAGAGAAUGAUCUUGAACUCGGCAAGCG